Bursaphelenchus okinawaensis is the source of this 3567-nucleotide messenger RNA. The record is from the annotation of a GenBank genome assembly. Lineage: Eukaryota; Metazoa; Nematoda; Chromadorea; Rhabditida; Aphelenchoididae.
AUGAGUUCCGACCAUUCGAAGCCGCGUGCGACGUUGAAUUCGAACAAUGCGUUUAGUAUGGUAAGUCUAUGUCUGGCCUUAUUUGUAUAACUCCAUUAGUAAAAAUCCACAAGAUCUUACCCUGCCCGAGAAGAAAAUCUCUAGGUUUAAGGAAGAUUUUGCGAAAUUUUAAAAUUUCAUAUUAAAAUUUUUCAGAACACGCGUAGUUUUCAAGACAGGCGUUUCCCGAUUGACAGAGUACCCAAGUACGUGCCGCCGAUCAAAUCAUACGCGCCGUGUACCAACAUUCUGAGUUCGUGGCGUGAUCCACCCCAAGUCGUGGAUGACAAAACCCAAACAGAAGAUUGGGAGAUUCAGCGUCGCAAGCAAAGUGGCAAAAAGUCCAUUGCUCAACUGAAGCCGUACCGUGAGUUUGGAGGCAAGAACCGGACUGGUGUCUACCAUGAUUCCUGGCUUCGUCCGGGCCCGAUUACCCCGCCCGAGGCCAAGUCCAGAAGGUGGCUGGCCUUCAACAAGGUCAUCAAGGAUCUGAAGUCGGUGGAUGACUACGCUGAAGAGAGUACGAUGAUUGACAAGAAGGGGGAUACUAGUGAUUUACCAAAGAGCACCACUAUCACUUACUGUGCCCCGAAACCCGAUCUCAAGCCAUUAACCUGCUCGAAAACCUUCACCACCCUCAAUAGCAACAUGGAUUUUGACCCGUUUGGAGAACUUCCAGGUAAGAAAUCUUUAAUUAUUUUGAAUAUUAGGAUAAUUUAGAUAUUACUAAUGCUUGAACUAGUAGAUAAACUAAUGUAUAUUGAUGUUAUUCAUUAAAAAGAUAAGUUUAAAUAACACAGCAUCUCUUUUUAGGCGAAAAAGGCUUGAAACCAGCUUUAAUUUGAGGAAUUUUAAUAAAACAUAGCUUUUUGAUAUACUUUUGAAAAAUUUUUAAUUCCAAAAACAUUGAUACACAUUUCAGGUGAUAAAGAGAAGAAAAAGAAGACACGUAAGAAGGAUAUUACCAUUUCCCCAGCUGCCUACAUGGAGUCUCUGAACAACAACGCUACCGGGUUGUUGAGAAGCAAAAUUAGUAUGUUCUUUGCCAUUUUUUUUAGCAAUGUUUAACAGGUUUGAAGGAAAAACGAUUUUAAGUUUUCUAGUCGAAUUGGAAUAAAAAUUUGUUCCGCAGCCUGCAAAGGCGCAUUUGUUGUGGACGCAGCUCAUUUUUUUUCAAUGUUCUUAUUUUGACGAAAAAUUUAUAAAUUUUUUGUUCGGCCGAAGUUUUUACUGUUUGUUAUAAAGAUAAAUCUUUAAGGCUAUUAAUUGCUGAAAAUUGUUCAAGAAACGGAAGUUUUUAUUAAUGAAUCCUUCCCUACGUUUUUUUAUUUCAGUUUGAUAUUAUGAUUGUUUUUAACUGUCUUUGAAGUUGAAACCAUUGAAUUGUUAAUGAAAACCGUCCUUAAGAUAUUCUCCUUUGGUUGAUUUAAGUUCUUAAUUUUCAGUGAAACGCCCCCGCCUUACAUCGACCGUGUUUGACCCGGGAUUUCACCAUGUUGAUAGUCGCGACGAGAUUGACCUAUUCGAAGACAAUUAUGAUAUUCAUUGUCGUGGCUAUUGCGUGAGAGGAGCUCGAUUCUACUACGGAAGAGUACCAGCACGUGUCAACGAUGGUGGUUAUCAGAUGAUCUCACAUUGGCCAUCGGAUGACGCACAGAUGGAGCUGGUUUGUCACAUUUGCGACAGUUUGGCCAAAAUGAAUUGGAAGGAGAUGGACAUUGAGGUUGGAGAGCUGACUAAAAAUCUUGAUUUGGCGUUGCCAUUGGCUGAUGAUGAAAGGGAUUAUCUGGUCAAGUUGGUUCAGUUGGAUCGGACUAUUAAAAGUAAGUGUUUGUUGUUUUUGUUUGAAAUUUAGGUAAUUUUUGGCAAGGUUGAAGGUAAAUGCUGUGGAAUUCAUGACGCAUGUUUGAUUUUUUGCGUAAAAGUUAUUUCCAUAGAUUUUUAAUAGAUUUUAGGUCGUUUUUAAGGUUUUUUGGAAAUUUAGGUAACAUUUUGGUGCAUUUUGAAUAAUGUAGCGGAAGUUUUGUUUCAACUUAUUUAUGAGCUUUACUGUGAAUUUUUUUAUCAAUUUUAAGUCUAAAAUUUUUUCAGUUUGUUCUAUCGUUGAUUUUUCAAAAUGUCCGUUUGGUGGAGAUCGUUUGGACGUGUUGAAUCGUCGAUUUUUGGAAGCUCUACACAAUUACUACAUUGCUAUGGGUUUAAACAUGGGAAGAAUAGUAUGUUUUGUUGUUUUAUAGGUAUUUUGAACAUUGUUUUUCAGCUUUUAUACUCAAAAUUGUGGUUUUUAUAAUAUAUUAUACUUAAAGGCAAUAUUUUUCGACAGAACGUGAAAAUGGUAAACUUUUCUAAACUUCAUAUUUUAGCAACCACAACCCGGAUAUCCGUGGCUCCACUCGGCGUAUACUGAGCACAUGAACUUGUUAAACGCUGGUCUACAGUCUCUGGAGUUUUCUCCACAAAAUCCUAAUAAAGAUGGAUGUCAAGGAAGUCCGUCACCUGCUGAUGGUGGUCACUCGGCUGGGAAAUGGUAAAGUUGAAGCUUUUAAGACAAAUUGAGACUUUGGUUUAUGUGUUAUGGUUGUUUUUGUGAUUUAAAAGUUGAUUUCGUCGAUUUUGGUUAAUAUUUUGACAUUUCAGCCAAGCCCUUGACAAAACCAACUUCUACAUGUACAGCCCAGGCCUGGAGAUCUUUUCCCGCAAAGUUUUUGUCGGAGGAGUCCCGUCGGACAUUGAUGAAGAUGCUGUGUUGGUGGCUUUCAGAAACUUUGGCAAAUUGAGCGCUGAUUGGCCAAACCGUUCUGAAUUUCGAAACAUUGGCAAUAGGAACAAGUCGAGGCCCGGUUACGUGUUCAUUGUCUACGAAAAGGAGCAAAGUGUUCAUGCUCUACGGAAUGCAUGCAUUGUUGAAGACGAUCAGUACUUUAUGCAAGUCAUGAACACCCAGCAACAACCUAAACUGGUGCAAGUACGACCGUGGAUGCUGGCCGAAGCCAACUAUGUUGUUCAGCCGUUUAUGCAUGUCAAUUUGAGGUCUGCGAUCUUUAUUGGAGGUGUACCGAGACCAAUUCGAGCGGUCGAGUUAGCUCACAUGAUUGAUGAGCUCUAUGGUAAUGUGGUAAUGGCUGGAAUCGAUACGGAUUUGCCUUUGAAAUACCCAAAAGGAGCUGGAAGAGUUGUCUUUUCGGACUUUAACUCUUACAUGAGAGCCAUUACGGACAAGUAUGUCCGCCUUCAACAUGGUGAUAUUGACAAAGUUGUAAGUUUUUAAAAGUUUUUUGUUUUUGAAAGUAUCUUGUAAUUUUUAACAAAAACUUUAUCUAAUGCACCUUACUUUAGGUUGAGAUCAAGCCCUACGUACUGGACGAUCAGCCAUGUGACGAGUGCCGUGGCCAAUUGACGGACGAAAGAGCAGCGCCGUUCUUCUGCCCUCAUCCCGAAUGCCUUCAAUACUAUUGUGAAAGCUGCUGGGGAAUCCUCCAUCGAAGCGAUCACCGCGCAGAUCAUCGUCCAUUGAUCAAGGAAGCCUGA